AUGUCAAUCACGCUGCAACCCUGGAAGCUUCAGCUCCUCUCCAUCCCAAAGACAUUCCCCCAGUCCAUCGCUGGAUGUACCCACGCCAUCGUCAAAAACAUCUUUUUCCCUCAGAGCCGCGAGACGCUGUUCUCCUUCACCCAGAACGCACUAGAACUCAACAUUGUCGCGAAUGUGGAGGUGAUUGCGAAUGACUUUUUGUCGCUCCAUCUCGAAGGGAUGAAGGUGUCGGAGGAUGUGUUUUGUGCGUUCAUGGUCGAUGACCCCGACGGCAUCGACAACUCGGGAAGGCGCAUCAAUGAAAUGUCGGCGUUGCUCAGCAGGAACGGUAUAUCCAUCUUCUAUCUCUCAACACGCAUCACUGACCUCAUCCUCGUCAAGGAAAAACGCCUCAAACUCGUCCUUCCCACCAUCCGCUCCAUCUUUUCUCUCUCUGUCGACUCGGACUGCGACUUGUCCUCUUCCACCAGAGGAGACGACUACUCCGACCAAGGAUCCUUCCCCGGUUCCAGUUUUACUUCCAUGAACUCCUUCCUCCAUACCCCUUCUUCGCCUUCCUCAACAAGGAUCCAAUCCAUUCAUUACCAGGGCGGGAGCCCAUUCAGCCCUGGUCACUUUCAGUAUCACCAACAGCCACAGCAACUGCAGCAAUCGCCCUCGUCGGCGUUUUUUGGAAGCAGCUUUGGCAACAGUUUCACAAAACCCUCUACAGGAAUCUCCAUCCCCUUCGGAAGACGACCCAGCGGCAACCAUGGCCAUUUCGCAUCUACUUCUUCGAUGGCGAUUGGAGCAGGAAGACCCGCGGGACGGUACAGGACACGACAACAGUCCGACUCGGAUUCUUCUUCAAUCGACGGUCUAGGACGCUAUCACAAUACCGGAACAAUGUCAACGAGCCACAGUCAGUCUCAACUCUUUCAGAGGAGUCAACACGGUCGACAGAGCUCAAUCGCCGAGUCGUCAUUCGGGGACGGGAUCGGACGUUUCUUUCCCAAGAAACACGCACAAGGAUCUUCGAUCGACAGUUUGGAUAGUAUGGGACAUGCUGCGGCUUUGGUCGGCGAGAUGCCUGCCCCCAUCAACUCGGACAACAGCCUGCAUCUGACGUUCAGUGGACUCAACAGGAGAGCUGCAGGAGCAGGAGGGCCAGACUCGGCGGGAUCAUCGACAUCGUUUCAUCCACUGACGCCAAGUGGCAGCAGUUUUCCUGCGUUUGGAUCGAUGCCUUCGUUAAUGGGACUUAUGCAGGAGACGCUGGAGGAACAGGAGGAGAGAGAGUCUAAUAUCAAGGAGAAGAUCCGUCGGUCCUGUCCUCGAUCUGUCAUCGACGACAAACUCAUGCUCGCCGGCCUCGCUCCGGAGUACCAAGCGGAAUGGGCAGUGACGCUGAUCAAGGUCCUCUUUUACCCAGACCAGCUCCCCGGUUUCUCAAGCGAUUCCAAAUCUCAUUUCAUCUCGUUCACAACAACCGACGAGGGCACCUCCCUCAUCGCCGACCAAGAGGUGCUGGGCCACUUUGAGGACCACAUGCUGAACAUGAGUUCCUCAGAAACAAUGCUCCGCUGCAUCCAAGUCGAUCUGUCAACUUUUGGACUGGACACCUAUGGAUUGGUCUACUCGAUGUCGAACCCGCUCGUUGACCAUGGUGUCAAUUUACUUUGUCUUAGCACCUUCCGAACUGCGAAUGUCUUGGUGCGAGACUCUGACCUGGAAAAGUCGCUCAAGAUCCUCAGUCUCUCCGGAUGA
Messenger RNA from Linnemannia hyalina, 1746 nucleotides. Lineage: Eukaryota; Fungi; Mortierellomycota; Mortierellomycetes; Mortierellales; Mortierellaceae. The record is from the annotation of a GenBank genome assembly.